GAGGCGAGAGAGAAGUUGACGCGAGUGGAAUACCGGCGGUAACCGAACGCAAGCACGUACGCAAGCGCACAUCAAAACGAUGCGUCUCGUUGAUCAACUGUUGUUGCUUUCCCUUCUCCUCUCGCUGGGCAAUCAGGUCGAAGCUAUUUGGCCCAAGGUCACCAAUCCCUUAUCCUCCGUCUUGUGGAAUUUUUACUCGCGAUCGACCAAUCCCACCCCCGCGAGUUCCGCCCUGUCGUCGUUCGAGGAAGAUGAUUGCGUUGGGUGCGCGCAGAAUAAAGUUAGCCUACUUGCGACCGAUACGAUUUUAACGGAGAUAAGGGUCGAAUACGUGAAGCAACAAAUCCUCAAGAAAUUGCGGCUCUCCAAGCCACCCGAGAUAUCGAUGCCGAUCUCGACCUUGCCGAUGCCUCUGAUAAAUGGUCGUGUGCUCGAACUUCGACCCGGAGCGCCGCUCGAACCGGAAAGAUCAGUCGACAGUUUCUAUGGAAAAACCGAUCAAAUCGUUGUCUUUCCGAACGAAGGUAUAGCCGAUUCGAAAAAGUGUCAACAAAAAUCGAACCAUAUGACGGGGUUCCGUCAAAUUUCAGCCUGUUUCACCUUUUAUCUACCGAACGAAAUGCAAUUCGUGGAUGUGACCACUGCGCAACUUUGGUUCUACAAGGGGUACGACGACAACGACGACAUGAAUCAAACUUUCGUGCUCUCCGAGCUCGAUCAUUGGGAUCUAAGUGGAAACUUUGAAAAGAAUACCAUCAUGGCAAUCUUCGAAACUGAUAUUGGAGAGGGAUGGGUGAAGACCGACGUGAGCUUCACGCUGAACAAAUGGGUGAGAGAGCUUCGGUUGAACCACUCGAUACAGAUUGCUUGCAGUACCUGCUCGAUCGACCGAGUUACCGCGCCCGUAUCCGUCGAGCAAACGUUGAAACCUUUCCUCGUGAUACACACAUCGCCCUUGCCGCAGAAAAAUAGACCCAAGAGGAAUUCAAACUGCCUGCCUGAAAUGACAGAAUGCUGCAGGGACGAGCUCUACAUUAAUUUCGAAGACAUCGGUUGGAGCCAAUGGAUUCUUCAUCCGAGAGGAUAUCACGCCUAUUUCUGUCGUGGCUCUUGUUCUUCCGUCGCUUCCUUGACUGUCAGUAGCUCCCCCUACAACAACGUCAUCAUUAAGUUGUUGAACAACAAACAUGCUGCUGGUAAUGCGAUGCAUGGUAAAAACGAGAUCGUCCCGUGCUGUUCGCCUACGCAAUUGUCACCAAUUCAGUUGCUCUAUGUCGAUACGAACAACACGAUCACGCAAAAAACACUGCCAAACAUGGUGGUCGAAGCCUGUGGUUGCAUGUAAUUCGCCAAAUAUUAACCAGAUCCCCUCCCUCCAUUCAAAAUAUCCAUCCCCUGCAUACACGUAUACCUAUGUACAUAUUUACUUUUCGCUUCGACGCGAACAUUAUCUUCUCUCUUCUGCUUCUGAUACCUGCCUCGAGCGAUUCAGAAACCACGAUCAGGCUUUCCACGAUUACAACACGACCCUCCCCCAUUAACAAUCACUUCGUCGUGAAUAAACACGAGCGUGUCAUUUCGGAGACGAAUGAAAACGAAACCGACGAUUAUUCAAAUACAAACUCGUUUGCAUGCAGAGUCGUGUGAACGAUCGAAAGAAACAGUAUUCCUCCUCUAGCGAUAGGGCGCUGCUUGCGCCGAAAUCCUACCUUUAAUCUAAUUAUUUCAUAUUUAACCGAUCGAAACGCAAUCGCGUAAUUGUGUAAUCGAAUUCGAUGAUACAAUUUAUUUAUUAUUAAACCAAAUCAAUUAUAUUAUAUCGUACAUAUGCAAUAUUCGAAUAGACGAAGCGAUCCAUCCUUCCGCGGGAAACUCAAACCUCACCUCUUCUUCCUAUUUCUCCCACUCUUUCUCUACUUGUAAACUUUACUAGGAAGUACAUAUGUAUGUGGACUACCGCAAACAAGGAUGAUACACAGCCAUCGAUUUUCUGCAUCUGCACCUAUGUAUUCAAUUUAGAAC
Habropoda laboriosa is the source of this 2022-nucleotide messenger RNA. RefSeq names its product inhibin beta C chain (gene daw). The record is from RefSeq and is a predicted model, not a curated record. Gene Ontology annotation, cellular component: extracellular region. Gene Ontology annotation, molecular function: cytokine activity; growth factor activity. NCBI's taxonomy places the organism in Eukaryota, Metazoa, Arthropoda, Insecta, Hymenoptera, Apidae. The transcript has 4 exons. Gene Ontology annotation, biological process: SMAD protein signal transduction. The coding region runs from base 80 to 1345 and encodes 421 amino acids.